UCCUUUCCCUUGCAAUCUGAAGAAGCUCUCCUAACUUAAUAUUGUACAGAUACAGGCUGUCAAGACGUUGUUGAAUCUCUGAUACCAACUGAUCUGUUGCAUACCUUGAUAGAUCGCUUUUGCAGUCCUCUGGGACUGUUUCAGAUCUUGUGUGCUACCAUGGAACACCAGCGUGUUCUCCUCCUCCUGCUAGUUCUGAAUCUCGUCAUUGGUGGAGGGCUAGCUUGCUAUUGCGAUCGGUACCCGUGGACACCAUGGACCAGGUGCUCCAAAACCUGCAACUAUGGAACUCAAAACAGGCAAAGGGAAAUGGUUUAUGACGAUUAUUACCACAAGAACUACUGUAACCGGCUGUGCAAAACUUCAGAGAGCAGAGCCUGCAACCAGGAGGCCUGCCCAAUAAACUGUGAGCUCGGAAACUACGGGCCCUGGUCUGAGUGCAGUCCCUGUGCUAAUAAACAGUUUCGAACCAGGUUAGUGGUGCGCCCCAGCCAGUUUGGAGGCCAGUCCUGCAGCGACACUCUGACCGAGUGGAGGGUUUGUUACCCGGAUAAAAUUUGCAAAAUAGAAGAGAUGGACUGCAGUAAAAAGUUCUCCUGUGACAACGGUCGAUGUAUUCCACGAAAAUUGGAAUGUAAUGGUGAUGAUGACUGCGGAGAUCUGUCGGAUGAGAAACACUGUGCGAGAGGAAAGAAGGUUUGUAACCACAGAUACGACAGCAUCCCCAGCGUUCAGCUCAUGGGCAGUGGAUUUGAUAUCAUGGCAGAAGAGAUUCGAGGGGAUGUCCUUGAGAACAAUUUUUAUGGAGGCGUUUGCAACACAAUAAAAAGCAAGGACAAAAGGAAAACUUACAGGAUACCUGAGAACCUAGAAAGUGUCGUUUUUCAGAUCGAGCACGUGGAAGAUUAUGAGAAUGAAGCUGAGCCCACCUACAGUGAACCAGUGGAGCUGGCUAACGAACGCUCUACCAGCGGUCAGUUCAGCUCACAUAGUUCCAAUUUUUUAUGGAUUCCAAUCUUUUACGCCCGUAGUUCCCGUACACGCUCACAAGGUUCUUCAUCCUUCAAAACAGCUGUCAAAGCCUCGCAACAAAUGGAUUCAAAAUUCUUCAGAGUUCAUCAAGUGGUUGGAGUGUCAACAUUCGAAAUGAAACAGGCCAACCUGCACCUAUCCGGCCCAUUCUUGAGAGCCUUGAGCAGUCUGCCCUUGGACUACAAUUACGCUUUAUACAGCAGGAUAUUUCAGGACUUUGGGACCCAUUACUUCACAUCUGGCACAUUAGGUGGCCACUAUGACCUCCUUUACCAGUAUGACAGAGAGGAGCUGAAGAAUUCAGGUGUUACAGACUCCGAAGCCAGUGGGUGUAUAGUGAAAGAAACCACAAAGGUGUACUUCAUAUUCCCCAAAAAAACUGUAAAAAAAACGUGCACCUGGAACAAGAUGUCAGAAAAGUAUGAAGGUUCUUUUCUAAAGUCAUCUCAGAAGUCUAUUUCAAUGGUAAAAGGCGGCAGGACAGAGUAUGCUGCAGCGCUGGCUUGGGAAAAAAACAAAGUCCUUCCAAAUAGUACCAUUCAUAAGGACUGGAUUGAGUCAGUAAAAGACAACCCAACCAUUGUGAAUUAUAAGCUUGCCCCCAUUCUGAAUCUGGUGCGGGGCCUCCCCUGUGCCAUGACGAGGAGGCAGAACCUGGAAAGAGCGUUGAUGGAAUACCUGGAGGUCUUCGACUCCUGCAAAUGCAAUCCCUGCCCGAACAAUGGCAAGCCUGUGCUGUCUGGCACAGAGUGCAUGUGUGUCUGCCAGAGUGGAACCUAUGGGGACAACUGCGAGAAACGGGCUUCUGACUACACUUCAAAUGCAGUGGAUGGGUACUGGAGCUGCUGGGCCCCGUGGAGUGCCUGUGAUUCGUCCAUGAAGAGGAGAAGAACACGGGAGUGCAACAACCCUUCUCCAAUGAACGGGGGCAAAGCUUGUGCAGGAGACCAGCAGGAAGAAGCAGACUGUACCAUCUCGCUUUUCCAGGACCAGGGAGCUGCGUGUAGAAAUGACGAUGAAUUUAAAAUUGAGGGUGAGGGAGAACUGUUACCAGGAACUGACCAGCCUGGGUGUUCACAACCAAAACCACCAGCUAACAGCUACCUGAGGACAAAGGAAAGGCUGUAUGGAUUUGGUGAACAGGUGGAAGUGCUUUGUUUCACUGGCUAUGAAGUUGAAGGAUACCCAUACUUCAGAUGCUUGCCUGACGGAACAUGGGAUCAGAAAUCUGUGGAGUGCCUAAAAAAGUCUUGCAGUAGACCAGCAGUUGCCAGUGGAAUUUCCAUAUCUCCACUCAAAGAAGACUACAACAUUGGAGAAGGCAUUUACCUCAGCUGUGCUCCAGGGUUUCGGAUCAGUGGCACCAGGUCUUACAGGUGUGCACAGCAUCUAGACUGGGAGCCUGAGGUUCAUAGCCAAAUAACUUGCGAAAAAGCAGAAACAUUUGUUCCUGAUGCCAAAUGCAAAUUGGGAGAAAAGCGAGAUGGUUCUAACUGUGUAUGCAUGUCACCUGAACAAGAUUGUAGCUCCUUUGUAGAAGAUAUCUGCAUAUUUGAUGGAAAAACGGGUCUUUCUUUGCUGAAAUCCUCCUGUGCCAUUCACGCUGAAAGGUGUCUGGGAGAGAAGCUGCAGUUCCUCAGUGAAGGUUCUUGUCCAGAUGGAGCCACCCUCGAGUGGGCUGAAUUCAGGGCCGGCUUGGCUGAUAAGAGUGAGAAGCACGAGUCCUGUGGGCUGGACACCUGCUACGAAUGGGAAACAUGCACAUACUCAAAGUGUGAGUGCCUGUUGCCAUACAACUGCCCCAAGGACGGAAAACUCUACUGUGUUGAAACAGGGACAACGAAAAAUAAACGGUCAUUGAAUCUGUGCUUCGUGGGAGCAAUGAAAUGUGCCAAACUGGAAGUGAGACUUGUGCAUGAUGGGAAAUGCUGAUGAUAUAUGUGUGGAGCAGGACAAGAUCUGUCUUGUUGCAAGGUCUGCAAUUAUUUUACCAUACCAGGGAUCGUGCUUCACUGGAUCUCCAUCUCUAAUCUCAAUAUGCUUUUUCAGCCAUAGUAGCAGUAGGUUACUUAUACUGUACUUACUCUAUAUAGGUCUGAGGUGUAACAUUCAGUUAUUGGCUUAAUAACCAAAUCGAAAGAAUGUCAUCACACUAAAUACCAUUUUUAAAUAAAAAUAUUGUAUUUGGAACAUAAUAUACCUGAACGCAGAAGGGUACUUUCACUGUGCUUUGUUAUCUAGUUUUGUUUUGCAUUCAGAUUUUAAAAUAAAAAUCUUUGAUCUUUUCCUGAUCAUACA
Messenger RNA from Acipenser ruthenus (sterlet), 3330 nucleotides. Its product is annotated as complement component C6-like. The transcript is spliced from 18 exons. The record is from RefSeq and is a predicted model, not a curated record. Bases 160 to 2964 code for a protein of 934 amino acids. Gene Ontology annotation, molecular function: protein binding. Gene Ontology annotation, cellular component: membrane attack complex. NCBI's taxonomy places the organism in Eukaryota, Metazoa, Chordata, Actinopteri, Acipenseriformes, Acipenseridae. Gene Ontology annotation, biological process: immune response.